This is a messenger RNA of Periophthalmus magnuspinnatus, 770 nucleotides long. Its product is annotated as pre-miRNA 5'-monophosphate methyltransferase. Gene Ontology annotation, molecular function: RNA methyltransferase activity; O-methyltransferase activity. Gene Ontology annotation, biological process: negative regulation of pre-miRNA processing; miRNA metabolic process. Gene Ontology annotation, cellular component: cytoplasm. Bases 23 to 769 code for a protein of 248 amino acids. The record is from RefSeq and is a predicted model, not a curated record. The transcript has 2 exons. Lineage: Eukaryota; Metazoa; Chordata; Actinopteri; Gobiiformes; Gobiidae.
CAUUUUACAGCCGCACAUAACAAUGGCAGCAUGUUCCAAAAUCAGUGAAGUUGAAGCUGAAAUAGAUGAUCCAGGUGCCGCUCCUUUUGGUAAUUUUAUAAACUAUUACACCUUUAAUCCUCCGGAAAACCGUCUGAGUCUGAUCCCAGCUUCCCUAUUAAAAGAUGUGGGCCACGGCGAACAUAAGGCACUCAUUCUGGACGUGGGAUGCAACUCCGGGGAGCUGACAGUGGCGUUUUACGAGCAUAUCCAGAAAACCCUGACUGAAGAGGAUCCAUCUCAAAGACCAGUCCACAUGCUGGGUUUUGAUUUGGAUGAGACUUUAAUCCAGAGAGCUAACCAGACCAACCCUUUUCCCAACAAUAUCUCCUUCAUUCACCUGGAUAUAAUGUCAGAUACUGAGGCCCUGCAGGACUAUCUUAAACAACAUGGCUGCUCUCGAUUCCACCUCUGCCUGUGUUUGGCUGUGACUAUGUGGGUGCACCUAAACCACGGAGAUUCAGGUUUGCUGCAACUUCUUUCUGACCUGUCCUCCUGCUCUGAACACCUUUUACUAGAAGCCCAGCCAUGGAAGUGUUACCGAUCAGCAGCAAGAAGACUGAGAAAAUUGGGCCGGCUGGACUUUGACCAUUUUAAGACUUUGGGAAUUAAAGGAGAUAUGGCUGAACAUGCUAAACAGUAUUUAGAAAAGCACUGCGGGAUGGAGUUAGUGCAGAGUUUUGGGAGUACAAUGUGGGAUAGGAAACUUUUACUCUUUAAAAAAAGGUGAC